AAUAUCUUCAAAUCUUUUCUUCCUCUUCUGUUUGCAUUUCCAGGCUUACUCGACACUAUCAGUUAAUAGUUUCAAAAUUUUCCCAGAAACUACUCGCCAUGGUUCAUGAAUCCCAUCAUCAAUGGCUGUAAAGCUAGCCCCUUUAACGUUUUCCAAGAAAAUCCCCAUCUGGGUAAUCUCAAGCGCAUACAUUUCUUCAAUUCCCUCCGCUAAUCCAGCAGAAAUUUUCCCGGAAACCAAUCGGAACCCGCCAAAUACGUUCGAGUUCGAACAGAGCAUUCGGUUCUUGAGGAAUAAGCUUGUCCCGGAUAACUUAAUCCGGGUCUUGGAUAACACAGACGAUUUGAGCUCUGCUGUGAAGAUAUUCAAAUGGGCUUCUCUCCAAAAUCGGUUUUGCCACACUCCAGAUACGUAUAACAGGAUCAUUCUGAAGCUGGGCUUGGCUGGGAAUAUUCAAGAAAUGGAGGGGUUUUGUCAAAAUAUGGCAAGAGACAGAAUCCCAGGUACUAAAGAGGCUUUUUGUGCAUUAAUUGAUACGUUUGUUAAACAUUCUAGACUAAGUGAAGCUUUAUUAGUACUUGUGAGUAUGAAUUUAGGUGGCUAUAAUGCCUCAAUUGAGAUAUUUAAUUCUUUAUUGGGUGCUUUGGUAAGAGCAAAGAGAGAAUUUCAGGAUGUGUUGUUUGUUUAUAAAGAGAUGGUUAAAGCAAGAGUUUCACCAACUAUUGAGACUUUGAACUAUUUGUUAGAUGCAUUGUUUGCGGUUGACCGUGUUGAAACUGCAUUGGAUCAGUUUAAGAGAAUGAACAAGAAGGGUUGUAGUCCAAACAGUAGAACUUUUGAGAUACUUGUGAAGGGUCUUGUUUCAAAACGCCAAGUGGAUGAAGCCGUCGUUGUUUUGGGCGAAAUGUUUGAAUCUGGAUGUGAGCCUGAUUUGAGUUUCUUUAGUUGUGCAAUACCGUUGUUUUGUAGGGAAAAUAAGCUAAAGGAGGCCAUCAGAUUGUUUAGAAUGAUGAAAGGUUAUAAUUUUGUGCCGGAUUCGAUGACUUAUACAGUUUUGAUGGAGUGUUUAUGUGAAAACUUUUGGUUAGAUGCGGCAAUCUCUCUUGUUGAAGAGAUGAUCAAAACUGGGUUGCCACUGCCUAAUGACGUUGUUGUCGAUGUAAUCGACAUGUUUUGUAACUUAGGGAAAGUAGACGAGGCUGUAAAGUUUCUGGAAGAAAAGAAUAUUCUUGAAAUUUCUCCAUACAAUGCAUUACUUGAAGGUUGCUACCGUGCAGGUAAAUUUUCUACGGCAAAAGAUACAAUGUGUAAAAUAUUGGAGAGGAAUAUAGAGGAUUGUAGUACUUGGAAUAUCCUUAUCAGAUGGGUAUGUGAGCAAGAAGGGAUUAGGAAAGCCUCUGAACUUCUUGGUAGAAUAGUUGUAUCUUCUUUUAUGCCCGACUCUGCCACAUACUCAGCUUUAGUUCUUGGAAACUGCAAAUUGAGCAAGUAUGAGGAUGCUCUGGAAUUAUUUUAUCGGAUGCAGGAUGAAUGUUGGGUUUUGGAUUCUGUAUCUUACUCCAAGCUAGUUGAAGGCCUUUGCCACACGGGAUUGAUAACUGAGGCUGCUGAAGUUUUCCGUUACAUGUCUGGCAAUGGAUGCCCUCUUCGAUCUUUGUCAUUCAAUAUGUUGAUUAAGGGUAUUUGCGACGUUGGAAAGCUCAGUAAAGCAAUAAGACUCUGCUGGUUGGCUUACACUUCAGGUACUUCUUGUACUAGUUCAACUUACGCUAUGAUUAUGCAUGGUUUGCUAAAAGUGGGCAAGUCAAAAGAUGUGUUGGUAGUCCUCUCACUGAUGCUGGUGGAGGGUUGCAACAUCGACUCGGAAGCAUAUUGCAUUCUCAUAGAGAGCAUGAGUUUGCAAAAUAGAAUAGAGGAUUGUGUUUUGCUUUUUAACAUGAUGGUUAAAGAGGGUCUCGUGCCCGCCUCAGAAAGACUUUUUGAGGCACUUUCUUGGAUUGCUAACCAUGGUCAGUUGUGUGCAAUCUCGUGUUCCAUCGAUAAACUUAUUUCCAGAGAAGAAAUGGAUCCAUCGACAUACAACAUUCUGAUCAAUGGCUUGUGGAAAGAGGGUAACAAAAAUGAGGCUCGUAGGUUACUGGAUUUAAUGUUGGAAAAGGGUUGGGUCCCAGAUGCAAAAACUCACGGAUUAUUGAUUGGCUCUGUUGCUAGAGAAGAAGUAGAGAGUGAGACGCUGGUCUAUGGUAACCCUACUGAGCAAGAUACUGUUAGCAACAUACUCGUUGAGGGCUUAGAAAACGUGUGAUUCAUGCUUUUAAAGAUUUUUUUUCUUUUUUCUUUUUUCUUUUUUUGUUUUUUUCUUUCUUGAUACAAUGCGGGAUUGAGCCUGUGCCACCCAAACUCAAGUCCUACUGCACUACCUCAUGCAAUUUGACUUGGCGGUCAUUCACCGAAAGAA
Molecule: messenger RNA, 2458 nt
Organism: Morus notabilis
Lineage: Eukaryota; Viridiplantae; Streptophyta; Magnoliopsida; Rosales; Moraceae
Product: pentatricopeptide repeat-containing protein At1g63330
Exons: 1
Coding region: 122-2305 (727 amino acids)
Molecular function (GO): protein binding
Source: RefSeq, a predicted model, not a curated record